AUGAAGAUAACGGCGAUUUGGGUCUAUCCUAUCAAGGCCCUCCGCGGCAUUCCGCUCCACAAUGCCCAUCUUGGCCCCCAGGGGGUCAAGUAUGACCGACGAUUCAUGCUCUUCAGGGUCGGCGAGGACGGAGAGUUGGCCAAGAUCCAGCUUGACAGGUAUCCCGAGUGCAGCCGCUUCAUCCAGGAGAUUGUCGCCGAUGAGAUUCAUGUACGAUACCAGCCUCCGAGAGAUCCGUUGGUGUCGCCAUGUCCGGAGCAGAGCGUCGUCCUCCGCGUGCCUCUGGACCCUGACGUCUCAGGUCUCGACCGGCAAGUCAUCAACCUUCACCAGGGUUUAGUUGACGCUUAUCGAAUGGGGGCAUAUUUCGACGAAUGGUUCACAGCCUGCUUUGGCUUCCCAACCGUACUUCUCUACAUCGGUGACGAGCGUCGCCCGGUCUUUGGAACCUUCUCGCCCAGAGCUCAGCCCGCUGCUCCUGCUGCGCCCCCCGCCAAACAGGGCUGGCUGCCUUAUCUGGCCAGCUUCGUAUGGGGAGAUCAACACGAGCCCGAGCCAGAACCAGACUGGCUGACCUUUUCCGAUAUGGCCGCCUACCUCGUCGUGACCGAAAAGUCACUCAGUAACGUCAACGCGCGUCUCUCCAGUGGUCCCGUGGAUAUCGUGAAAUUCCGGCCCAACAUCGUGGUGGACGGCGAAGGCGAGUUUGACGAAGACUUCUGGGCCGAGCUGUCCAUUGGCGGCCGCCCUACCCUAGCCAUGACCAAGUUGUGUAACCGUUGUACUUCCCUCAACGUCGAUUACGAGACGGGGCGGUUCGGCGAAGGCGAGAAGGGCAUGCUCUUGAAGAAGCUCAUGUCAGAUCGACGGGUCGAUACGGGCUCCAAGUGGACGCCCGUUUUUGGCAAGUAUGGUUUUCUGGUCGAUGGCCUAGACGGAGUUGACGUAUCAGUUGGAGACGAGGUGGUUGUGACGAAGAGGACGAGUGAGCGGCCAGUGUGGGAUUGGCCGUACAAGGAUAAGAAAAUUGCUCGCUUCUACCGAUAUACGUAG
This is a messenger RNA of Trichoderma virens Gv29-8, 1053 nucleotides long. RefSeq lists its product as uncharacterized. The transcript is spliced from 2 exons. The record is from RefSeq and is a predicted model, not a curated record. Gene Ontology annotation, molecular function: molybdenum ion binding; catalytic activity; pyridoxal phosphate binding. The coding region runs from base 1 to 1053 and encodes 350 amino acids. NCBI's taxonomy places the organism in Eukaryota, Fungi, Ascomycota, Sordariomycetes, Hypocreales, Hypocreaceae.